Pseudovirgaria hyperparasitica is the source of this 1207-nucleotide messenger RNA. RefSeq lists its product as uncharacterized. Bases 145 to 822 code for a protein of 225 amino acids. NCBI's taxonomy places the organism in Eukaryota, Fungi, Ascomycota, Dothideomycetes, Acrospermales, Acrospermaceae. The transcript has a single exon. The record is from RefSeq and is a predicted model, not a curated record.
UUAUCGACAACACCUAUAGUGUCGACUGGCGCAAACAAGUACCCUGAACAAAAUGGCCAGACUAUUACAUCUAUUCCUACGCCAACGUCAUACGACGACCCCCCUGGCGAUAACUUUUCCACUGGCCAACUCGCUGCCGCAAUCAUGCUUCCCAUGCUAUUCAUUUUGGUUCUGGGUCUUCUAGCAGUAUUCUUUUACCGACGACGGAGUAGACGAGAUAGAGCAUCUGCUGGAUCUCGGGCGAUGAAAGUCAAUCAAGAUGCCAACUACGCGCCUAUGACCUAUACUACCCAACAAGGGCCUCCACUUAUGAUGACCCGGCCACCUCACUUACAUCCUCAUCCACCACAUCCCGCAGUCACGAACAUCCCCCGCGUUCCGUACCCAAGGCCUCAGUCUACUCAGCCAAUAAUUCUCGGGCCGAUGAGUCAGUCCAAUUCAGGCAACUAUCACACCGGACUAGAUACAGAUGUUCUUUCGAUAUCCGAGUCUACGAUACAACGAAACGGGGGCUUUCCUAUAGAGGAUCCGGACGAGCCACCUCCACCAUAUCGACCUAGAAGUGUAGUAACAUUUGUCUCACGAGAAGCCAGCACGCGGUCGGGAUCCUUGCGACCCGAUGCGCAGGUUGACGGCUCUACCGAUCAUCUUAUCCAUGGUGCGCUGGCGCACCCAGGAAGAUCUCCUUUUGCGGAUCCUGACGACGAUGACGCUGUCUCAAUCAUUUCUGAGCCCGAGAGACACGGGGGCAUGCGGCAGGGGCGCGAUAUAAUGUCUGAUGUAUCCGAUCUGUCAUAUCAGAACAGCUUUAGACGACCAUGAUGGUUUUGACAGGAGCUCUCAUUUCAUCCUAGUAUUUUCAUGUAUUUAUGAAUCGCACAUUCAUCAUCUUGCAGGGUGCUCUGGCGUUUUGGACAUGAGAAUCAAACUUCUCAUGCAUGAGGCCUCAGCGCAACGCAUUAUCAUACUAUCUACUGGUAUCAAGCACUCAAGGUCAACCCUAGUGAUCUUCAUGCUUCCGCUAUUCUUACAGCGGGCAAUAUAAGUUUUUUGGGAGAGAAUUUAGAUUCGUCAAUAUUGCUCCGUCGAUGGCAAUGGGCCCUUAAACCGCCUUUCAAUAAGGAAUACUCGACAUACAGCGGAGUGACCCUUGUUUGCAUAGUCGUGAAAUAAUAAAGGUUCCCAGGCUCCUAGGACCAAUGGGGCA